Messenger RNA from Nannizzia gypsea CBS 118893, 327 nucleotides. RefSeq names its product mitochondrial 54S ribosomal protein YmL31. Bases 1 to 327 code for a protein of 108 amino acids. Lineage: Eukaryota; Fungi; Ascomycota; Eurotiomycetes; Onygenales; Arthrodermataceae. The transcript is spliced from 3 exons. The record is from RefSeq and is a predicted model, not a curated record. Gene Ontology annotation, cellular component: mitochondrial large ribosomal subunit. Gene Ontology annotation, molecular function: structural constituent of ribosome.
AUGUUCAAACCAACUUCUCCUCUGCUUAGUGGCCUAUUAUGGAAAAUUCCCUGGCGCCUGUCCAGCCCGCAGAAAGCUAGACAACGGAAGCGUUUAAGAGCAGUCGAUAGCGUCGUUGAUACGGUUUACGCUGCGCUGGAAAGAAAUGGGCUAGGAGCUGCGAAGCCUGUUGAGCGAUGGUACCGCGAGAUGCCCAGGGAAGAGGAAAUGCUGCCGCGAGACAAGUAUACGAUUUUCGACCGGAAGGAGAAGAAGUACCGCAAGGGAAUACAUAAACUGCCCAAAUGGACUCGUGUUAGCCAGAGAAUCAAUCCUCCUGGUUUCUAA